Phragmites australis (common reed) is the source of this 582-nucleotide messenger RNA. RefSeq lists its product as uncharacterized. The coding region runs from base 1 to 582 and encodes 193 amino acids. The transcript has a single exon. The record is from RefSeq and is a predicted model, not a curated record. Gene Ontology annotation, molecular function: zinc ion binding; nucleic acid binding. NCBI's taxonomy places the organism in Eukaryota, Viridiplantae, Streptophyta, Magnoliopsida, Poales, Poaceae.
AUGGAGCUGUGCCCUCUGCCAGGUGAAACCGACUUGCCAGCGCAACCUGCACGAACACCUAGCCGGCCGGCGGCACCAGUCCAACGUCGCAGCUCUGCAAUCAACGAACAAACCCCUGAGCCAACAAAAGCAACAACUGAAUGGAGCAAGAACUUGGUGAACAGCAGUGAGUCCUUGCGCCGAGAUGGCAACGGGAUCGUGGUAGAGAACGGCGGGUCGCAACUGGGAGAGAAGCCGCACGGCAAGAACAACACGCCGCGGCCCGCGGCGAUGAACCCGCCGGCGUCAAGACGGACGUGCAGCAUCUGCCAGGCCAAGUGCAGCUCUGAGUUGGACUUUCAGAAGCACCUCGGGGGCAGGCGGCACCGGGAGAACAAGGAGGCGCUGCGCGCAAAAUCCAGGAGUUUAUGUGGCGGCAAGGAUGCCGAGAUGGCGGGCUUCGAGAAAAAGGAAUCCGGGAAGGGGAAGACGGCGGACAAGAAGGGCGCGCACUUCUGCAGCGUGCAGUGCAACAGCGAGAAGAUGCCGGCGUCCCACCUCGGCGGGCGGAGGCACCGGGAGAUGCUCGAGGGCUGCGAGUGA